AUGGAUAAGAAUGAUGUAUCCCACGUCGAAAUCGCAGAUAACCUGACGAGGACUCCGACAGGGCAUAUAGAACUCCUGAGAAACAAUGAAGUCAUCCUAGUACCGACUCCCUCCGCCGAUCCUCGAGAUCCUCUGAAUCUCCCUGCCUGGCGUAAAUGGGUCCUCUUGGUACUUGUAUCGGCAUACAGCUGUACAUCGGUAGUGCUAGCAUCGGGAAUGGGAUCGAUCUCGUCAGUCGUCAAGGCCUCAUACCCAGGCCAAGAAGAUCGCGCGAAUGACCUUCUCACACACCCGACCCUGUUCAUGGGCGUCGGUAACUUGGUUAGCAUGCCGCUGGCAUACACAAUCGGUCGAAGACCUGUCUUCCUCGCUUCGAUUAUACUCCUCAUCGCAGGUGGUAUCUGGUGUCAAUGUUCAACUAGCUUGUCGAGUCACAUCGCUGGACGAGAUAUCAUGAGUCUUGCAGCUGGCCAAAGCGAGGCGUUGAGCCCCAUGAUUAUCCAAGAGAUUCAUUUCCUGCAUGAGCGCGGUCGCAAGCUUUCCUGGUUUAUUACGAUCCAGAACCUUGUCGCGGGUGUCUUCUUUGUUGUCUCGACAUACAUGGUCUCGGCAUGGGGUGGAUGGCGCUGGUGGUAUGGCUUCUUCACUAUCAUGAACGCAGUCAUACUAGUCUUCAGCUGGAUAUUUGUCUCGGAGUCACGAUUUGAAAGACCCGAGGAAGCCAUGAGGGGAGAGGCAUAUCCAAGCAACAAGUUCGGCGAUGAUAAUGUGGAGCAGGCACAAGGACAAGAGUACGGGCCUCGUUGCUGGCGUGAUGAUCUCAAACUACUCGCCACUCGUCCGAAUUGGAGCGAGAUUCCUACAUUAUACAAACAAGUCUUCCAAGGUCUCCUGAUACCAACAAUCUUAUGGCUUCUCCUACUCAAUGGAGCUCAUCUGGGCGUGUACGUCUUCCAAGCCUCGACAUUUUCGAGUAUCCUCAUGGCAUCGCCGUACAGCUUUUCCUUCACAUCUCUCGGAUACGUGCAAGCAGGUCAAAUUGUCUGCUGUCUGAUUUUCCUUCCUCUUCUGGGCUACGGAAGCGACUUUAUCAUUCGACUAUUCACAAAACGAAAUAACGGCCUCUUCAAGCCAGAAUACCGUCUCCCCGUCAUCGCGAUUCCUGCCAUCGUUGGCGUCAUCUGCGGAAUUAUUUAUGGUCAAGCAGGUACAAACCCAGGCAAAUGGAGUGCCGCGGCUGUGGUGAUCGGAUACAACGCUUCAUUCUUCGCGUUCUUAGGUGCAAAUAUCGUUGGUAUCACCUACGCUGUUGAUAGUUUCCCUCUACGCGCAGCGCCGUUCCUCGUCGUGAUAUGUGCUGGACGGGGUAUCAUCAGUUUCGGACUUAGCUAUGCUACAUUGCCAGCCGUGAAGACUAUCGGGUAUAGCGGGACGAUGAUUGCUGAGGAGGUUAUCUGCGGCGUCUUGUCUUUAAUUGCGAUUCCGAUGUUCUUCCUGGGUCCUCGUAUCCGCAGCUUUGUUGGGCGCUGGUGUGGCAGCAAGGACAUCUCUUGA
Molecule: messenger RNA, 1554 nt
Organism: Penicillium argentinense
Lineage: Eukaryota; Fungi; Ascomycota; Eurotiomycetes; Eurotiales; Aspergillaceae
Exons: 2
Coding region: 1-1554 (517 amino acids)
Biological process (GO): transmembrane transport
Molecular function (GO): transmembrane transporter activity
Source: RefSeq, a predicted model, not a curated record